ACCUCUGAGUUCCUUCGUCUUUUCGACUCGUCAGAUUGUGAUCACAGUAGGGCAAAAGACUUUAACUUUAAAAGAUUCUACGAGGUGGUUGAUCGAUUUAGUCAUCUGGGUCUUCUUCUAUAGUGGUUCCGAGAAUGGAUCAAGCUUCGUCUUCAUCGAAUGUUAAGGAAGAGAAGACUGAUCAUGUGACCGUCGAUGAUAACGAGGAGAGGGAAGCUAUAGAGAUUCCUCUCUUCCAAGUGCCUGAAUGCUAUGUUUAUUUGAUACCUCCACGGAAAAGCGCAGCUUCCUACAGAGCGGAUGAAUGGGACGUGAACAAAUGGGCAUGGGAAGGAGCAUUGAAAGUGGUGAGCAAAGGAGAAGAGUGCAUUAUCAAACUUGUAGAUAAAACCACUGGAGAACUUUACGCUCAGGCAUUUCUCCGAGAUGGUGAACUUCAUCCAGUAGAAGCUGUAAUCGACAGUAGCAGAUAUUUUGUUCUCCGUGUGGAAGAAAACAUAGGUGGUCGUGCUCGUCAUGCUUUUAUUGGACUCGGAUUCAGGGAGAGAACUGAAGCAUAUGAUUUCCAAGCAGCAUUACAUGACCACAUGAAGUACUUGAACAAGAAGAAAACAGCAGAAGAGAUGGAACAACACUUUCAGAACACAUCAUCUGUUGAUUACAGCUUAAAGGAAGGAGAAACCAUUGUUCUCCAACUCAAAAACAUGAGCGAAAAAGACACAAAGACUAAGUUGGUAGAGAAGAGUCUGACCAAUCUGUCCUUGGAGGAUAAGGGCAAGUCUAUAGAAACCACCAUUCCUUCACUCAUCCCUCCGCCUCCACCUCCUGGACCGCUUUCUCCUGUUACAACCGCUCAGAAGUCCCCAUCAAGCAGCCUCAGCGUCCAAAGAUCAUCUGAACAACAAGAUCUAGAUACGAAGCGAGAAGAAGUAGAGAAGAAAGAAGACCAAGAAGCUAAUGAAACAGGCGUUGAAGAUGCACCAGAUGAUGACUUUGGAGAUUUCCAAGCGGCAGGCUGAUUUAGCCAUUGAGUAUUUUUUACCAUACAGAAAGCAUCGUUUUAUAUAAGUAAUGUGACUGAUCAAAGUUUGGAUUGUUUGCUUUUGUGAGAGAGAGUCCACCUCCUGUACAAUUGCAUACAAAGACUAUUUCUCUGAACUUGUGAUUAGAUAGUUAAACUUUGAAGUCUUUUCAUUCAUUAACUAUACACAAUGUUCAAGAA
This is a messenger RNA of Raphanus sativus (radish), 1222 nucleotides long. RefSeq lists its product as uncharacterized. Gene Ontology annotation, biological process: endocytosis. Bases 135 to 1019 code for a protein of 294 amino acids. Gene Ontology annotation, cellular component: membrane; clathrin vesicle coat. The record is from RefSeq and is a predicted model, not a curated record. NCBI's taxonomy places the organism in Eukaryota, Viridiplantae, Streptophyta, Magnoliopsida, Brassicales, Brassicaceae. The transcript is spliced from 6 exons.